Messenger RNA from Penicillium samsonianum, 252 nucleotides. RefSeq lists its product as uncharacterized. The record is from RefSeq and is a predicted model, not a curated record. Lineage: Eukaryota; Fungi; Ascomycota; Eurotiomycetes; Eurotiales; Aspergillaceae. The transcript has a single exon. The coding region runs from base 1 to 252 and encodes 83 amino acids.
AUGGCCCCCCAUGAUGUGCCUCCCGUGCCACCCCCCGCCUACAAAGACCACGCUGCUGAGGAGAAGAAAGAGCCAUGGAGUAUCAAAAGCGUGAGCAUUUUUACGAGCCUCUUGACCUUCAUCCACGCAUGUUCUGUUACCAUAGCAAAGCUGGUCGUCAAGGGCGCACGGAAGGCCCUGAAUUGGCACUAUGGUGACAUAGUGAAGGACGCUCAAGGAGAGGAUUCAAAUGCUGGAGAACAACCUGUAUAA